AUGAGAUUGCUGUUGGCGCUUGCCGUGCUGAUUCAGUGCGCCGCUGCCCUGCGCUUCUACGUGCCGGCCAACGGGAAGCAGUGCCUGAAGGAGGAGAUUCACAAGAACAUCGUCGUCACCGGCGAGUACGAGAUCACCGAGGGCAUCGGCUACACGCAGAGCAUUCAUGUCACCGACACUCGCGGCCACACCCUCUACAAGCGCGAGAACUUCCAUGACACCAAGGGCAAAUUCGCCUUCACCACUGAAGAGUACGACAUCUUCGAGGUGUGCUUCACCAACACUGCCCCUCCAAACCAAGUGGGCGAGAAGCGCGAAUUCUCGCUGACGAUGAAGCACGGCGUCGAGGCCAAGAAUUACGACGAUAUCGCCAAGGCCGAGAAGCUGAAGCCGCUUGAGGUGGAAUUGCGACGACUCGAGGAUCUUUCCGAGGCUAUCGUCAAGGAUUUCGCCUUCAUGCGCCAGCGCGAAGAGGAGAUGCGCAACACCAAUGAAUCCACCAACUCGCGUGUGCUCUACCUGUCCAUCUUCUCGAUGCUGUGCUUACUCGGGUUGGCCAUGUGGCAGGUGCUCUUCCUCCGCAACUACUUCAAGGCCAAGAAGCUCAUCGAG
Messenger RNA from Mesorhabditis spiculigera, 612 nucleotides. The record is from the annotation of a GenBank genome assembly. Lineage: Eukaryota; Metazoa; Nematoda; Chromadorea; Rhabditida; Rhabditidae.